This is a messenger RNA of Dichomitus squalens LYAD-421 SS1, 2588 nucleotides long. RefSeq names its product Pkinase-domain-containing protein. Gene Ontology annotation, molecular function: protein binding; protein kinase activity; ATP binding. The transcript has 10 exons. The record is from RefSeq and is a predicted model, not a curated record. Gene Ontology annotation, biological process: protein phosphorylation. Bases 19 to 2052 code for a protein of 677 amino acids. NCBI's taxonomy places the organism in Eukaryota, Fungi, Basidiomycota, Agaricomycetes, Polyporales, Polyporaceae.
CAAUCCGAAGACGACCGCAUGAUGACAGACGACGGCGCGCAGACCCAGCAGCAGACACAGUCUACACAGCAAGCCUCCCAGAACGACUAUGUUCUUGAUACUCACCUAUGGGGCUACCUCAUCCCCUGCAGCGCGAACCUGCGCCGGAUCGACUUCCAGAAGAUCAAGACGUCCUACCGCAUCGGUCGCAACCGCGAGGAGCACAAGAACGACAUCAUCCUUCCGGGCAUGAAGAUCAGCAACUUCCAUUGCAUCAUCGAGUGGGAUGGCGAUGAGACACCCAAGUCCGCAAUCAAAGUGACAGAUGCGUCGAGUAACGGAACUUUCAUCAACGGCGAGAGGAUCGGCAAGGGGAAGGUCAAGAUACUGCGCGACGGAAACGAGAUCGCGUUCGGAACUUCUGCUCCCCAACCGGCGAACGGCGGAUUGGAGGACUAUCGUUUCGUAUAUCGCCAUAUGGCAUGCGGUCUGCCCAACCGUGGCUUGCACAAGUACUACGACCUGCAACACGAACUCGGCAAGGGUUCAUUCGCCACCGUUAUGAAGGCGCUACACCGAGAAGAAGACAAGUGGUACGCCGUCAAGAUGAUACAGGCGAACAAGCUCCGGCGAAAUCUGAGCAAUGUGAGCGUGAAUGGUGUUCCACCCGAAGACAAGACCAGCAACUUCGCCCGGGAAAUCAACAUCCUCGAGCGUCUACAGCACAGGAACAUCUGCCAGCUGAAGGAAGUGUUCUUCGAGCCUUAUAGCAUCAACCUCGUUCUGGAGUGGGUGCCAGGAGGAGACCUCCUCGAAUACAUCCUCAACAAAUCAGGGAUAUCGGAACCUGAGGCGCAGUCCCUCACAUACCAGAUCUGCGAUGCGCUUGCUUAUGUUCACGCUCAAGGAAUCGCGCACCGAGACCUCAAGCCGGAGAAUGUGUUGUUGACUGACGAUAGUCCCCCUAUCGUCAAAGUCGCGGACUUCGGUCUCGCGAAGGUCAUUGAUAGCAUGACCAUGUUACGCACGAUGUGUGGCACGCCUGUCUAUCUCGCACCAGAGGUCGUGAACCAGGGACCUGACAAUGAGGGAUAUGACCAACUCGUGGAUAGUUGGAGCGUCGGUGUGAUUGUCUAUUCCAUGCUCACCAUGUCCACGCCCUUCGGUGAUGAGGAUGUGAACCAGGACGUCAAAACACGGGUAGCCAAUCGUCAAGUCCAGUGGGACUACCUCCAGGAAUGCGGCGCAAGCCCUCUUGCGGAGGAUUUCAUCCGCAAACUUCUCGAGUAUGACCCGCGAAAGCGCAUGUCCCUCACAGACGCGCGCGACCACCCCUGGCUGGCAGACCAACGUGCCGCCCACGCCGCCUCCGCACCCCCACCAUCGGCUCCUGUGUCCGCCCCCGCAUCGCAAGCCAUAGCUGCCCCUCGGCGUCAAGGGCUCGUCGACGCAUCGAUGCGCUCGAUCAUCUCGAAUAGCAUGUCGCUCGACGAUGACGCAGUCAUGGACACCGGCCGCAUGACGCCCCCAUAUGUUCCCGGACUGGGCAACGACGAAGUGGCACCCGACCAAAUACUGGCGAACGCAAUCGAGCGCCUGCCAUCCCGCCUCGUGCGCCGGAGCAACUACAUCCAGCGCGCGCGAGACAUGGGCCAGGACCUCCCCGGCCCGUCGCAGGAGAUGCAGCAGCGCGCGGCCGCAGAGGAGGAGGCGGAGAACUUGAAUGAUCCGCCGAGCUCGCGUGUGAAUAAGCGCAAGGCCGCGCUCGACUUUGAGGCAUCCCUGACGCCCAUGGACGAGGAGGACGAGAAUGAUGCGGGCGCGGGUGCAGAGGACGACCCAGCGCCUGCAGGAGCGCGUGGGGGACGGACGAAGCGCGGGCGUGGGGGUGCGAAGAAGGUCGUUGCUGGGGCUGCGCCGCCUUCGAGCAAGCGUGGGCGUGGGCGCGCGGCGACGGCCACUCCAGCGGCCAACGGGGACGAGAGCGAGGGCGGGGGGCUGAGGCGGUCGUCGAGGCUGAAUCAGGGCUCACCGGUCCCGGUUAAGGUCACGAAGGUCGCACGGCGGAUCUGAGGGCGCGCACCUCUCCACAUGGCCCCGCCUCGCACUCAAGUUCAGAAGAAGCGAGGCGCGAGGGAGGUGUGUGUCGCGGCCGCGCGCUACGUGGCUUGGUGUGUUGUCGUGUUCUUGGCUUUCCUCGUGUUCUGGUCUGUCGUGUUCCACAUGCUUGCUCAUCCGGCUACCCGGGGGAUGCUUAGUUCCUUGAAGUCAUUCCUUUCUGCAUACCUGAUCUGGUGAUUCCCCGGACCCCAUCUCCUGUUCUUGUCCUAGUUGCUCUGUUCCUCUCCUAUCUUACCACCAUCGCCCCCUCAUUUCUCCCUCGACACGUUGCCGUCCGCACCGAGCUCCACCAAUCAGUCUUCUCACCCCUCUAUGCCAUCUCCCAUCGCCUUGUGUAGUAUUGAAGAAUCCGAAAACUGACAUUAUCCCAGCUUUGCGCGUAGCGCGAGCCGUAAUACGCUCCUUUGAUUACUGUGUUUAUAUCUAGUCGCGCCGAUAGGCUUCUCCACGUGUAUUUGGAUUACAGGUUGAAUAGAACUGCAUAUAGU